CUAGUUUCAGUACUCGUGCCAGAUUGUCGCUGACCUUUUGCGACCAGCAAGCCAGGCAGAUUAAACCAGGAUUAAACGCCACAACGCCAACACUGCCAACACGGAAACGACGUACUCUUGCCUGUAUCCGCCAUUAUAACAUAUCUUUGUCAAAAGCAAACUGUUUCGGGUUCGUGCAGAGGCGGGGUCCUGAGAGUUUCCAGCCAGGGGCUGCGCCGCUGCUUGAUUGACCACAAUGAACGCGUUAUUAUCACAGAAACCUCUUUCCACCAUUGGAUCGCUAGACGGCCGCUCGCAGAGGCGCCAUCGAUACCAUCGCGCGUUGCAACACCCCAAGCGUCUUCCGGGGCUCGGUCGAACCGGACCUAUAGACUCCUCUCAUGGCCCUCGCUGCUCGGCACACCUUCCCAGUGGGCCGCUUCCAACGGCCGCUGGCUCGCGGCCUCUCGCGGCGCCCCAUCCACGCGGCUGCUCCAUCAUCACGUCCGGCUCUUCCUCGCUGGACUCCGGACUCACCACCAGUAGCUCGGCAAGCAGCAGCAGCACCGGCAACGGGCCGCCAGUGGAGCCUGUGGACGUGCUGAUUGUGGGCGCGGGGCCGGCGGGCCUGGGCACCGCGCUCAUGCUAGCGAAGCGGGAGCCAUGGAAGCGCAUUGUGCUGCUGGAGCGCAGGCCCUCGCUAGAGACGGAGGAGGCCGACAAAUCGUACGUCUACAUGAUUGACCACCGCGGCCGCACGCUGACUGACGAGGCGGGCGUGACGGAGGCGGUGUAUGAGGCGGGCGUGGCGCCCAAGGCCAUCGAGUUCCUGCAGGUCCUGCCGGACGGCAGCUCCAGGACUCGGCUACUACCGCUCAAGGACGAGAUGAGCAGUAACGUGUGGCUGCCGCGUCGUGCCUUCCUGCGCGCCCUGCACUCCGGGCUGGCCAAGCACGAGGCCAGCGGCCGCGUACGGCUACUGCACUCCACAGAGGUGACCUGCAUCGCACUGCCGCAGCCGCAGCCGGCUGUAGCAGCGGCUGUAGCCGCACCAGCGGCCGCGGCUGUAGCGGUGGCCGCGGGAAGCGGCGGCGGCGGCAGCAGUAGCAGCAGCGGCAGUAGCAGCAGCAGUAGCAACGGCCAUCAGCACCACCACCACCACCAGCAGCAGCCCCAGCAGCACCGUAUCUUGGUCCAGGCCACGGACUAUGCGAGCGGACGGGCCAUGGCGUUUGCGCCGCGGCUGCUGGUGGGCGCGGACGGCGUCAACAGCGAGGUGCGCAAAGCGCUUGAGGACUGGGCGGCACGUGGAGACUCCCCCGCAGGCACCACCGCCUCAGCUCCCUCCUCAGCUCCCUCCUCCUCCUCCACCACCACCACCUCCUCUACGCCGCUGCGGCCUCCUCGCUCCGCCUUCCAGCCUGUGGUGCUGGACUCACCAUCAGCCGGACUGCGGUUUAAGGUGCUGCAGCUGCCGCCCAAUGCGCCCUUCCGCAAGCCGCCGGCCCCCGGCGCGGCCGCGUCUCCCGCCUCGGCCUCGGGGUCCGCCUCGGCCGCUGCUACAGCCUCGCCCGGCAGCAGCCACAGCCACGGCCACGGCCACAACGGCGGCAGUAGCAGCGGCGCCCCUGGCAGUAGCGCUGUCGGCCCGGCGCUUGACGCGGGAACCGCUUCCACUUCGGAGUCGGGGCACGGGCAGGGGCAGGGGCAGGGGCAGGGGCACCACUCGGCGCCCCACCACGCCUCCGGGUUAGCUACUGCGCACCAGAACGCGGCGGGCUUCCUGGACAAUAGCAAGUUCGGCAAGGUUUUGGGCAUCAAGGCGCCGCGGCACCGGUCCAUGGCGCUGGGUCUGUUGCCGCUGAGGGACCCUCACGCCCCACGCACAGCCAACGUCAUCUCCCCCGCCACUCACGACUUCUGGAGCUGCUGCACCGGGCCCCAGCUCCGAGACUUCCUGCAGGAGUCGUUCCCCCAGCUGGACAUCGGCUCACUGCUGACCGAGGCUCAGCUGGAGGCGGCGGCGGGCGCACGCGGCGGCGUGUUCCCCCCGCCCCAGUACCUGCGCCGCUUCACAGCCGUCCUGCCGCCGCCGCCGCAGCACCAGCAACAGCCAAGCGCCGCGGCCGCUUCGGAGGGCCACGGCCACGGCAGCAGCAGCAGCAGCAGCAGCAGUAGCAGUAGCAGUAGCAGUGGUGCUGGCAGUAGCAGCGGUGCUGGCAGUAGCGCGGGGCCGGCGGCGGCGGCAGCAGCUGCCGCGACGUGCGGUGUGGCUCUAGUGGGCGAUGCGAUCCACUGCUUCCCGCCCGACCUGGGGCAGGGCGUGAACAGUUCGCUGGCGGAUGUGCUGGUGCUGGCGCGGUCGCUGGACGAGGCGGGCGGUGACCUGGCAGCCGCACUGCCACUGUACGAGUCGCGACAGGCGCCCGAGGCGGCGGCGCUGGCACAGCUCAUGACAUUCAGCUACCCCUACCAGUACAACCAGGACCCGCUGGCCAAGGCGCUGUGGACCGCCAACUUCCUGCUCCGCACCGCGGCGCACCGCUUGGCGCCAUGGGCCUUCAGCCAGCACUCCUUCCUGCUGGUGCAGCAGCCCGGACUCAGCUACCAGCAGAUCCUGGAGCGGGCCCACGCCACCACCACUCGCCUGUGCGCGCUGGCGGCGGCGCUGGCGGUGGCGGCGGCGGCCUGGGCGGUGCGCGCGCUGGCGGCGGCGGCUGCCACCGGCGGCGCUGUGGUGGCGGCGUGAGGGCGCCUGUGAGGGUGUACGGCCUGGGAGGGCCUGGGAGGGCGUGGGAGUGAGAGGGAGAGGGAGCGAAAGGGCGUGGGAGUGGGAGUGGGAGUGGGGGGGCGUGGGAGGGCGUGGGAGUGGGGGGGCGUAUGAGUUCGAGGGCGUGAGGGCUGGAGGGCGGCAGGGUGGGACGUCACGGUGGGACGUGCGUGGCGGGCGCGUGUGCAUUUUUUGUGAGAGCGAGAGGAGUGCAGGUGCAGGCGAGAGGGCGUGGUUGGGGCUUUGGGUGGGUGCAGCGGGGGUCGUGUGGGCGCCGCGCGGGGUUGGCUGUGGACGCGUGCUGGCGAUGGCGCUGGCGGCCGGGGCGUGUGUGCGGGAGCGUGGCCAGCAGGGGGCGUGUGGGGUUCAUUGUGGCGUGUGGUGUGACGAGAUGGAUGGCCCACACGUGUCAGUAGCCCAUGGCUGCAGGACGGGCUGGUUGGCUGGUUGGUGGUUGGUGUGCGCACGUUGGGUUGCCCGUUGUGUGGACGUGUGGCCGAGGGGCCAUUGGCUGCAGUAGUGGGUAUGCAGUUGGAGCGGUAUGGUUUACAGUUGGAGCAGUUUCAGCGGUGUCGAGCUGCAAUGUAUGCGGCGGGUCUAUCUGCAUCAGGGGGCGCAUUUGCCCACAGCGGCGGGGCGGCGGGGGAGGCGGCGGUGCUGCUGUGAAUAAAUGACAUACUGAAAAUGAUGUGCUGCUGGCGGGCCUCUCGAUCCCUGCUGGGCCGAUCCCGGGACCGGCGGAUGCGUCUCCUCUUUGUCUUUGCUGCUGUUGCCACGCCCUGCAAAGAGCCUUGAUGCACAUACAAUCAAUGACAUUUCUGAUCGCUUAACAAGUUGUAAGAAUACAUGACG
Messenger RNA from Chlamydomonas reinhardtii, 3601 nucleotides. RefSeq lists its product as uncharacterized. Lineage: Eukaryota; Viridiplantae; Chlorophyta; Chlorophyceae; Chlamydomonadales; Chlamydomonadaceae. Gene Ontology annotation, molecular function: NAD(P)H oxidase H2O2-forming activity; kynurenine 3-monooxygenase activity; FAD binding. The transcript is spliced from 13 exons. Gene Ontology annotation, biological process: NAD+ metabolic process. The record is from RefSeq and is a predicted model, not a curated record. Bases 236 to 2728 code for a protein of 830 amino acids.